Messenger RNA from Strongylus vulgaris, 351 nucleotides. The record is from the annotation of a GenBank genome assembly. NCBI's taxonomy places the organism in Eukaryota, Metazoa, Nematoda, Chromadorea, Rhabditida, Strongylidae.
CGACUUUGGGCUGCAACUUCAAUUGUGGCUCUUGAUGAAAACUACAAUAGGCGUGUAGCUGGCUUUUCAAACGUGGAUUCGUUUUACGAGUGGUGUUCGUGCCUAGAUCAUUUGCCUAAGCUGAAGGUACCAAUGAUUUUCCUGAAUGCUGAGGAUGAUCCUCUCAUUCCAAGUUGUCUAUGGGAGCCGGUUAAAGAACUUGCUUCUCGAUCUGAAGAUAUGGCUUUUAUAACUACGCGCCAUGGUGGACAUUUAGGAUUCUUAGAAGGUGGCUCAUUCUCACCGCAUUCGGUCACUUGGCUUGAUCGUUUUAUAGUGGAAAUGGCUGAUAGAGCCAUUGAAACCUAUUGA